GUCUACACUGUAGUGCUUUUAUCAGAUAAGAAUUGUCCGUGUCAUUAGGAGAGUGAGUUACACAGUACAUAUUUAGUGUAUGCAAUUAUAGUUCAACUUUUCAAGAUUUUAAGGAUUUUCACUAUACUGUAUUAAAGUCAGCAUUGGUGCGUUGCAUGUGAGUGGCCAAUUCAAGAGGUUAUGGAUUCCAUAAGUAAUAUUUUACCAGCUAUUUCACAGCUCAUCUCUGCAGUCCGUCCCAGAGAUAAUGAUCAGCAUUCAAAAGCGGAUAUGGAGCAGUUGGUUAGAAGUGUAGUGAAUGAUUGCUUACAGAAGCAAGCAGCUACUGAGCAAAGAGACUUUGUUAACAGUUUGAUGGAAAUUGUAAAGGAAAGCAUAGCACGACCUGUGGAAACACGUCGGGAACCAGAUGUGGAAGAUUUGCUGAAAACAUUCAGGAAGAUGAACGUAGAAAAUAAAAUGCAACAGUCAGGGACAGACGAGUCUCAGAAAAACAAGCAAAUGGUCAUGGAGGUACUACAGCAACUAAUGAAUGACCAGAAGACAGGGCAGAAUGAUACUAGGAGCAGAACUCGUGAACGCUCUGUCAGUAGUAAUUUCGUACUGCCAUGGUGUGACGACCCAAACACUGACAGUCAGCCCAAGUUUUCUGGCAAAGGAAAACAGUUUUCAGAAAAUAGAGCACCUGGGAAUGAUAUGCAGGACAAAUACUUCAACAAAAACAAAGGACUCCGUGAAAAGAAAGGUUUUGAUGACCAACAGAUGAAGAACGCGUAUCAGGGAAGAGGUGGUUUCAGAGGAGGUAACCGGGGGAAUUUCUCCCAGGACAGAUCGCGCAAGGACAAUUUUGGAAGAGGCGGAGGAGCAGCUGGUCCGACUAACGAGUUUGCCCAGGCCCGGUCUCACAGUCAAACCACGUAUCAGCGCUUCCCCAGUGCGCCCGGGGCCAAUCAGCCCUUCAAUACACAGCAUCAGCAUCAGAAUUGGCAACAAGAAGGAGCCGUGGGAUAUAACACGCCCUAUCAGGGACCCACAAACCACCAUACGUACCAGCAACCAUUUGUAACACCAGUCAACACCAACUACGGGCCUGGCCCAGGCAGCCACCCGAGCUUCCCCAGGCAGCAGUUUGGGUACGCCAAUGCGCACAGGAAUGCCUAUCCGUCAGUUGUACCACCACUUCUGAACCCGCCAUCUCAGAACAACCACUUAAACAAUUUCAGCCAGCCACCUCCACCAGUGUUCAUCAAGCCUGUGGAUGCUGGUCAAGGAUAUCAGUUCAGAGGCAGGGGUGGUUACCAGAGGGGUGGAUACCAAAGGGGUGGUUACCAGAGAGGUGGUUAUAACAAUAGCAGACCAGUCUCAAGAGGUGACAGAUCUGACAAUGUUCAUCGAAAUUCUUCAGACUUGCUUGCUGGGUUGUCAUUCGAGGAGGUGACAACCAUUAAAAAUGCCCUCAAAUCUGAUUCAGAUGCAAUGCAGUCAAAGGGUAAAAAAAAUAAAACUCAAUUCAAACCAAAAAAAAGCAACAUGCCUGGAAAACAGAAUGAGAAAGAAAAUGAUGAAGAUGAAGUACAAAAUUUGGUAAAAAAUGAAAAUAAAGUGUUAGAAGACAAUCAAUGUGCUACAGCGCAAUCAACUGGUGCGAAGAAAAAAAAGAAAACCUUCCAAAACAAUGAAGCAGAAACAGAGAAAUCUGCUUCUAGCGAAAAAAUGAAGUUACUUUUUGGUCUCGGAAUCAACAAGGAUGCUCUCGCCAACGUUGAUUCAAAUCAAGAAAUCAAGCACGUAGUACUGAUUGCUCGAAGUGGUAAUGAAACCAAGACCUUUCAGCCUAAAACAAUUGGGCAAUUCAAAGAUUUCAUGUCAAAGUACCCAAAUGCUGAAGGCAUUGUUGUGAAAAAAGUAAGUCUGUCCAAGAAGGAAUAAUAUUUUCAGUUCAUUUUAACAAAGAAUAAAGGUUAUUACUCAUUUUCAUCUUUGGCAGUAGAACUAUGUUUGAUGCUGGUAUUUUGUAGAACUUAACAUGGAGGUCAGACCUCCUGAAAGUAUAAAAGAAAAGAAAAUUGUCAUUAGUAGCAGAGUUGUGUGGGAUCCUGAUUUUUCCUGAAAAACCGGAAACACAUUUUUUCAAAACAUGAGGCGGAAUACUAUUUUUUUUCUUCCGGAUUUUAUUUCGGUAUUCAUGUCCACGUGCAAAACUUAUCAAAUUAUUAUCAAAUAAAGCACAGCACGUUGACCAAAUUCCAUAUAUGCACACAAUUGAAAACACAUGAUUUUCAGCAGUUCAAAUACAAACUAUUAGCGGUGGUAUAAAAAAUAAUCUCAGGCAAAUCAUUAACGAGCGCUUUGUUUCGCAUUUGAAACACAUGCAUAAUAAUAAAAGUUAUUUUACUAUUGUCGUGAAUCAGUAGCAAAACAAAUUUGUCAUCAAUUGAAAAUACAAAUGUUAGACAUAUUAAAUGCGUAAGAAACAGUUGUUUGUUUUGUAUCAUGUACCAUAUCGAAAAAAAAUGGGUUGCUUUCAUGGACUAGAUCAACAGAAAACAAUGCUAUGGGCAAAAUGUGAACGUAGUAGUUUAAACUAUGUUUAAAUAGAUAGGUAAGAUGGAUCUACUACCAUUUUCACACAUAAGGUUACAUACAGAAAUGUAAACAUAUAUAAAAGUGCCAGAAUCUAGUGGAAAUUUACUGUAAAUGGGUUUGUAAUAUUGCAGAAUGGGUACGUGACUAUCGUAUAUAACUAUAAAAAGUGAAUAAUGUGAGUAAAAAAUGAAACUAUGAGCUAUUUAGUAAUUAGUGUGCAAAUUAAGUCUUUUGUUUUAAUUUUGUGGUUAUAAUAAAUUUGAAUAAGGUUAGCCUUAUUUUGUCAAAUUACCUGCUCUACCUGUGUAAUAGUAUGGAAAUUUUGGAAAUUGGUACCUAAAAUUAUUCCCAAUGUAAUACUACGGUAUUAUCAGACUAACUGAAACUGUUUGUUAUUGUUUUACGUUCGAGGUUAAUAUCGCUUCCCGAUACUUUCGGCAGUGUUUUGUUUUGUUUCACGCAUGGCGGCGCGCGCAGCUCGUGCUGCGUCGUCAUGACAACUGCUAAAAUAAAUAAUCGCGCGGCGUUUGGAACAGCUUUAACGAGCCUAUGCUUGAUUGAUAUUGACAUUUCAUUGGCUUCAUUAAAAAGGACGCUAAUGUGUCGCGGCCGUGAUUGGCCCUUUUCAAUUAACAAUUUAAUUUCGGCAAGAGAGAAGAAAAAGAGUGGAAAAUGACGCCAUUUAGUGCGUGUGGUAGUGUAUUCCCUCUGGGAAUAUUUUAUUUGUGGCGAUGCUAAUUUCGGCGUUAUUGGUCUGGAAAUUACGUCAAAAUACUGGGCAAUAUUAAUUGACGCCCUGUAAUUGAAUGCAGAAGAAUCGCAUUCAAUUCACGUGAGUGACGAAGUAUUUUACGAACGACCUUAAUCAUCCAGAGUUAAGGUAUGGUCUGCAUCAUCGCUAUAUAAUAAAAUUGACGUAAAUUUUACCGUCAACGUAUGCGAACUGUAAUUGUAUAAACUUUGGAUUAUCAUAAAAGUAGUUGAACAUUGACUUUCGGCUAGGGAUGGGUCGAUUCGAUUCUCCGAUUCCUCGAUACCACCGAUUAUUAAAAAAUUUGGGUACUCAGUAUCGGGUACUAAAAAAGGGCAAGGUAGGUUAGGAAUCGGUUAAGUUAAGAAAAUACAGUAGUAAUAUAUUUUCGUCUGAACUUUACUUACUUAUUUUAAUAUAUCUUACCUGCCGUAUGCGCUUAAAAUUCCUAAUAAUGCUCAUUAUGAUUAAAUAUUAAUUUUAUACGAAUAAAAAUAAAUAAAAACAAUGUUACCGGGCAUGUUUAACCUCUAAUUAAAACUCCACGAUCGAAGAACAUUAUUCCUCACUCAUGUAUUAGACGUAAAUAAAUUGUAAAAAGAGUUAUUAAUUUUAUUUGCAGUUAAGAAAAGUCCAUUGUUUUUUGUGAAGAAAGUGACGGAUACGAAACGAGAUCACAUCACGUGUCGUCACCAUUUUAGUUGUGAGCCAUUCAAGGAUGAUGGCCUCCACAAAAUCUCUGGUGGCCAUAAAAUAUAAAGUCAAGUCGAAACGUAUCGAUUCGUUGCGUACGGGACAAAUUGUAUAAUGAAAGCAACAAUCGAUAAUAAAGAAUUAUCUGGCCAUACCGCCAACAGAGGCUCGUGUUUAUUUCUUGCAAAGGAAAACCGUAAUAAUUACUAGAAAAACACUUGAAAAUAGUUUUAGCAAAACAAUAUUUGUGCCAAAUAAAUAGCAUAAAUGCGAAACAAUUCACAGUAACCUCAAUAGCACGACUAGCCAGGUAUUUUCAAGUGUUUUGCUAGUUUGUUAGUAAAAAAAUGUUCGCCGACUGUCGUUUCAAAUUACGAUGCGAAUGGUCUGAUAUUGUAUCAACAUGUCUAAAGUUUGGGAACAUUUUCGCAUCAAUAGUGAAAAUGACAAAUAUGCAAUUUGUAAUAAUGGUAGUGCGCAAAUUUCACGGAGCGGUACUUAUAAAUCUACAACCAAUUUAAUGAAGCAUUUGAAAUCCCGGCACACAUUACUACCAGAAAAAAUAGUCUUUGAAGAAAAACAAACUUUUGUUUACAGCACUGUCACCAACUAAGUCACAAGGUAGGGGAGACCGGGGAUACAUUGGACAAUUUUGACUUAAGAUUUUUUUUUAGACACUGUAACUAACUUUUUAAUAUGAUUGAAGUAUUAUUCAAUAGUUUUGACCUUCGGCAAUUCAUUUUAGCUAGAAAAAAUUACCUCACAUUCACGAGUACUAUUUUGGGACAAAGAAAUUGCAGAGUUGCAUAUUGUCCAAACUAUCCCCAUAUGCGGGGUUACAAUGGACAUUGAAGGGGGAUAGUUUGGACAAAUAUUGGAAAUGGAAUGUAGGCUAAUUAUCUUAGUGAUUUCCACAUUAAUUUUAAUUGACUUCAAACAUUAUUUGUGUUAGGUAUUCCACAGAGUCACUAACCGAUAAAUAAAAUAAUUAACAUUGAUAGCACAUCAUUUUUUUCAAUUUUGAUGAUAACUAACGUAAGUCAUUGAACUUAGUUAAACUUUUUCCUUUAAAGUAGUACUUUCCUCUUCGUUCUGACAGCAAAGGAAGUUUCUUGCAAAUGUCUUCGAAUACAACAGACUUGUCUUCUACUGCAGGAUAAACAAAUGAUAUUCCUCGUCUUCGAAGAAACUUUAUUUCAUACUCGAACACUGGUUUGAUUACUGUCACAAUACUACCAAUGUAGUGCACCACUUUUUUCUUUUGUGCAAAUUUCACUACAACAAAGUCUGCCUCCUUCAGUUCAGAAACAUCUUCACCAUCACUUUCUUCGGACUUUGACGAAGAAAACGGAGAAUCCCCAGACUCGUCACACAAUUUAUCAACGUCUUCAGUACUCGAACUUGAUGUCGUAAGAACUUUCUUCUUAACACUGGAACUGUUUUUUUUCUCCGGGUUCAUCUUCUCAGGAGUGUCUGUAGCUAUCAUACAUCUGCCAUGUUUCUGGCCACGUGUGGACUGAACUCUAACGAUCUCCUUUUGGAAUGGGUCUAACUUAUUCUGGCAAGACAGCACCUAUUGCCGCAUAACUCGUAGCUAUCACUGCAGAGCUUGGAACCUGAAACAAGGAACUUCUUUCUGCCACUUGGAUGCUGGGUCCAGGGUUGUCUUAGUUCAUAACCAAGAGGGGAUGAUCAGACACUGCAGAUGAUAAGAAAUCUUCAUCUGAGAAGACAUAUAUGUUUAAAGGCACAAUGCCAGCAACUCUGAAACCAGACUUAACAUUUUGUGGAGUUGCUGCUCUGUCCCAAGCAGAACCACACAGUUUUGGGAGAGCAUAAAUGUUAAGUGUUACAUUUGGGUUGGAGUUCAUCCAAGAGUUUACAGCCACACUGAAGAAUUUUUUGAUAGAACCAAAUACACAACUAUCCAGUGGCUGCAGCUUGUUAGAUGUGUGGGGGGGAAGUGUCAGCACCACAAUGCCAUUUUGCUUGCAGAAUUCUAAACUCUGAACACUCAAGUGUGAGUCAUGAUUAUCCACUAUGAGAAGCACGGGGCUCUCCUGGUGCACCGUACAUUGUCUUUGAAAAACUGUAAAACUUCUGCAAAAUUGUCUGAUGUCAUCCAGCCCGAGACCAAGAGAACCAACUGGAGCCCCUGACAUCGUACGUGUUUCAUCGUAGUGCACCCGAAGAAAAAUCCAUACUGGAGGCAGUGCAUUACCAUUGCCACAGAUUAUCCCCACCUGUGUGAUAAGUUCCCCGCGCUCUCGAGAUGUGACUUGUACUACCUGUUUGAGUCCUUUCAGCGCAAUAAUUUUCUCAGUAUGAGGAACUGUUGUCACUCCAGUUUCAUCUAAAUUAUAGAUCUGGUUUGGCUGGAAGUUGUGCCUUUUGAGUACAGUUUCAAGUUUAUCAAAGAAUACACCCACAGUAUGCCUGUUGAAAGCAGUCAUUCUCGCCAAACUUGUCGCUUCUGGUGUUCGUAUGGUUAGGCUAGGUUGUCUUUUCAUAAAAGCUGAGAACCAGUCUACACCAGCUUCUCCCUUCUCAUCCCAAGUAGUUGGCACUAGCAAACCAUUCUGUUUUGCAUAUUCUUAUGCCAAUCUUCUUGUAGUUUUUGGAGUAAGUCCAUAAAACAUUCCUGAGCACUUAACAAGAUACUCAGCAAGUGAUUUUUCCAUUGCAUCUCGAAUAACUUGCCUAUUUUUAAAGGAGCUGAUACAUACCAUGUUGGCAAGGCCACAUUCUUUCGCUUUUUGAACUAAAUACCCCAAACGGGACUUCUUCACUCCAUAUUGUGUGGCCUAACACGCAGUGAUGUACCCCUUUCAAUCACAUCCUCGACUGCAGCUUUUGUAUCCCCUUCUCCUGACUGCCUUUCAGUCCACCUUUUGUAAUUCCGCACCAUUUAUUAGGAAACAAUAAAAUAGAGGAAUAUAUUGCUAAUAUUUGUAGCAAAUAAACAGUGCGAAUACAGUAUGGCCACACAAAACAUACAUUGGUUAGACAUGGAGAUACAUUGAACAUACACGGGGAUACAUUGGACAGUUGUCCAAUGUAUCCCCCGCUCUGUCCAAUAUAACCCCAUAUUUUAAUGUGAAACUAAAAUGGAAUUUGUCAAUAAUCUAAUUGAAUGAUUUCAUUUUUGCAUAACAUUGCGUUAUUUCAAAUACUUUUAACAAAAUUUAAAAUAACAUAUAACAAAAUUCUUUUGCAAUAAAGUAUUUAAAUCUGUACAACAUAUAGUUUAAAAUAUUAUAAUGCUACUUCAAAAAACAAACAUUUGUCUCUGACCUUGUCACUUGUCAACAUAGGAUGUCAUAUUGGAGGUCAGCUGGUUUGGGAGGACAUGAAACACAAUAUUCACAAGCAAUGGUACCAACCAUAGCUUCAUGGGAGCUAAUUUACUAAUGUCCAAUGUAUCCCCGUGUCCAAACUAUCCCCGGUCUCCCCUACCACAGAAAAAAGUAGUGCUACCUUUGAACCCAUUUUGAACAAAGAUGUUAUGUUAUCGGCGUUAUCGCCUGUUAAAGAACCUUGUCUAAAUGUUGAACUUCAUUGUGCACAGCCUAGUACUUACUAGCGAACAAACUUUAUGUGAAAAUGCUUCUUCACUGGUAAUUGAAAAAAAAAAAAACCCUCAACAUUUAAUCCUAAGUCUAUAAUUAUCCUUUAUACAUGUUAUUAUCAUUAUGUAAUGCAUUCAAUUCUUAAGUAGUUUUAAUUAUGUGACCAGAAUUACCAGGAAUCGAAAACUGGAAUGACUCGGAAUCGAGAAUCAAAAUUUAGGAAUCGGUACUGGUAUCGGAAUCGAUAAAAAUGUGUACUCAACCCAUCCCUACUUUCGGCGAAUAACGGCAAAUUUACUCACAUUAGCACAAACUAUAUGUACACAAGUCCAGAAGUCUUUAGGUUAGGCGUUUCAUGCUCGAGCAAGCCGGAGCAAAACCCCAAAACUUUUACUCAGUGAACAAUUUCAGGAACUUUAUUUAUUUUGUAUUAUUUUAUUCAAGAGUCAGGUUAUCUACGACAUCCCAUAGACUUUAUUUAAUAUUUGUUUGUUUGGUUAUUAUUUCCAUGACUCGAGGUUUCUCAUUAUGGUUAAAACAAUAAAAUAAGUCUUAUUGUGUUAUUUUGUUGUUAAUUCUUGAUCACCUCUGGCGCCCUAUUAUUAAUUCCUGGAAUAAUGUUCCGAGUAAUAAAAAAAUGGAAAAUCUUAGUUUCAUCAAGUACACGUUUGUGUACAGAAGGGAGUAAGAAAUUACAAACCAUUUUUCUGGCGCACGAACUGUGGGGCCGAUAGUGUGCAUAUUUGUAUUGUGUUUUGUGUGGUAAAUUAAAACAGUAAAUAUGGAAACUAGGGGAAGGAGUAGACGUGUCAGUCAGGACAGCUCCAGGGACAGUAGUGUGGAGUCUACACACUCUGUAGAUGUAUCUGUUCCCACAUCACCUAGCCAAGUACAUAACACAGAUUUUGUUACCCCAGUAACACAUGCUGGAGCAGCUAGAGUAGAUGUGACACCACCCCAAGCUACCACCACACCACACACAUCUUUUCCUGUACUGCCAGCUGCCAUAAGUAAUGAAACAAGUGCUAGCUUACUCAUCAUGCUGCAGAGCAUGUGGCAGGAAGUAAAAUCUAACCACCAACAACAACAAGCUAGUUUAGAAAAACAACAAGAACAGAGUACUAGGCUAGAAGAACAGAAUGCUAGAUUGGAGGAAAAUCUCAAUAGUACUAAAGAUAGUAUUAAGCAGCAAUUGGACAAACAACAACUAGAACAAAAUGCUAGAUUGGAGGAAGGUCUCAGGGACACUAAGGAGUCUAUUAAUAACACACUUCAAAAGGAAAUGAGUGAAGUCAAGAGUAGUGUGUCUGCUAUUUCUGUGCGGUUGGCAGAACACGAAAAUUACACUGAGACACAGUUGCAGCUAAUACAACAACAAUGUAGUAGUACAACAACUAGGUUAGCAGCAGAGUUAACUACCCAGACCAGCCAGCUGAAUGACAGGUUAAACCAAUUAGCUGAGCAAGCUGCUCAGAUUAGCUGUGGCCUUGAUCAAAUUCAAUCUACAUGCCAGACCAUGAUUGAAAAUGUAGUAAUCAAUCACACCACAGACAUGAGGGAGCAGGUGGACACAUUAGUGAAAAGGCAGACCGAGUUUUCACUUGACAUAGAGCAACAGGUAGGCAAGCUACAAGAGAAGGUAUUGCAGUUGAGGGUAGACAAUCUUACUCGCACCUCCAGUCACCAUGUAGCAUUGGCCCCAGCCCUGAACACCAAUGCCAAUGAAAUCCUCAGUAGCUGCGAUUCACCGCAGGUUGAGCAACCUGAGAUCCCAAUCACACGCUCCAACCCAGCUAACACACACACCACAUUGGACCCAGUUGCAGUGAUGCACCACCCGGCACGCCAAUGGUCAGAGGCGAUGCCUAGGUUCUCUGCUCAUGAAGGAGAGAAUCCAAUGAGAUUCCUUCGACGUUUCGAGGAAUACACUGACAUGUUCAGGCUAAGUGAUACUGAACGCCUGAAAUGCAUGGCAUGUGCACUGAGAGACCAUGCGUAUUACUGGUGGGAGGUAUUACAAAGUACCAUCACUUCCUACCAAGAAUUCAAAAGCCAUUUCAAACAGCAGUUUUGGAAUGUGAAAAUACAGGGAACACUGAGGGCACGUCUGCAUACCGAGCGGUAUGAUAGUAAGAAGAACCGAACUCUGGAGACACACUUGUCUCAAAUGUUCGAGAGGACGCGAUACCUCGAACCAGAGAUGGGUGAUAUUGAGUUCAUGGCGAUGGUGACUUCCCAGCUACCCAUCAAGUACCAAGUACAUUUGACAGGGCGUAGCUUCAACAAUAUCACAGAGUUCCGCGAACAGGUCCUCGCGUUCGACCGGCUGGAGCGGCUGUCCAGGAACAACAAUAGUGAGGUGGAGAAAGACCUCAAGCCUACACAUCAGAAGGCAGCACCACUCUACACACCCUGGCAGCGUGGUAACGACGGCGGCAAGGCCAACGUCCACUGCACGUCAUGGCAGCCUGCGAAACAGUACCGGACAGGGAAGUGGAAGACCAGGAGGGAAUUCCAACCUCAACAUCAAGGAAACCGCCAGCCGAAGAAACCCUACACCCACAACCAAAACCAGUGGUGGGGAAAGCAGUACCGUCCUGAAGAUCAAAAUGGAAGGCCACCCAGGUGGGAGUACAGGAGUUACUCUAACCGUCAGCCACCCAACAAUAUGCAACAGCAUAUGUUGCACUCCCCUGUAGCAGACACCGCUCCUGUGAAUCAAUCACCAGCGAGUUUCUCUACACUCAAUCAUCCUCCAACCACAUCGUACCCCAUGCAGCGUGGAUACUUUGCUCGGCAGCAACCGAUCCCACCCAACUGCACUGGAACGCAGCCUCAGCAGACUGCGAAUUGCAGCUACUCUCAAGCUGUAAUUGAGGAGCAUCAAAAUAAUUAUGCUCAGUAAGGUUGUAGGUAUUACCACCAACCUUAUACCCGGAAGAGACACACCUGAACAUAACAUGGAGGGGCUAACAACUCAGGAAGAAAUUGAAGAACUGGUACGAGACAAAUUAACAAGAGAAGCCGACCUUAGGAAGAAAAGGAAGCCAGCAUCUAGGAUCAGUAAAUUCACUGUAGGAGAAUUAGUUCUACGCCGUACAGCACCAACUAGUAACAAGUGGGCACAUCUAGCGAAGAAGCUAUUUUUAUUGUACUCAGGUCCCUACAAAGUAGUAGCUGUGGAGAAAUGUAACUGCUACACUCUACAGGACCCUGAUACAGGAAAAAUUGUAGGGAAUUACAAUUUGAGUCAGCUUAGGCCUUACAAAACACCUGUGGUGAAUUAGAACACCAAAUAUGUACCAUUAUUACUUGUGUUAUGCUAAAAACCAUUGUAUUGUUUAUGUUGCUAAGGAAAUUUAAAUAUAUAUAUCCUCAUGAGUUGAUAGAGGUAAUCCAGGUGUAUAGGUACCUCAUUGCUUCGAUAUGGUAAUUUAUAUUCGAAGAAUUAGGGUGUUUGUCAGUUGAUGAUUUUAUUCCAACUGAUAUUUGUGCUUGGAGCAUAUGUGUUGCCUGAGCGUUGGUUUGGUACAUUGUCCUAGAGGGACAUACCAAAUAUUAUGUACUGUGUGUACAGUUACUGUGUUGAGACACAGUUAUUAUCACCCUAUUAGUCGAGUUCGACCAUAUUAGCAAUGGAUAUACACGUGAGUUUUAAAUAAUAUUUUGGCAUAAGAUGUGUACAAACACUAUGUGACAUAUUACAAUGUAUAACUAAGGCAGCACACAACUAAAUACUACAUAUAAUUAAUGGCCUAAAGAUGGGUUGACUAAUAUCCUACUAAAUGAACACACUUGUUGGUAUGAGUAAUUACAGUUUGAUCCAGGCUACUGCCUUGCCCCUACCUAUGCUUCUUCAUCGUCUAGUAGUUAAUAAUGCACUUUGAUUGGGUUCCCACAGGACACCCGAAACUAUAAGUGGAUAUCAACUUCAUCCACACUCUUAUUAAUAGGAUGUAAAAACACUCCACUUUAUAUUGAGAAGAAAAGAAGAAA
This is a messenger RNA of Bacillus rossius redtenbacheri, 11595 nucleotides long. RefSeq lists its product as uncharacterized. The coding region runs from base 181 to 1929 and encodes 582 amino acids. The record is from RefSeq and is a predicted model, not a curated record. NCBI's taxonomy places the organism in Eukaryota, Metazoa, Arthropoda, Insecta, Phasmatodea, Bacillidae. The transcript is spliced from 15 exons.